UCCUGUCCUUCUCCUCUGGUGGAUACACAGCAGUAUCGGCCAUUCUCCGAGAGCUGACCUCCUCCAACUGUUACCAGACACUAUUUACUUGCCCCUACUGCUAUCAAAAAAUGUUCAGCCUUCUAUAUGAAUGGGACCAAGCUUACUGGCACGACCCGCGAGCAUUCAUCAGAUCUUUGACCUUUAACGCCUUGGAUCUCACACAUACCUGUUUCAGCAAUACCAAGAAAGGCUGCGUUAUUACGAGGAAUCAGCAUCCAGAUGAUGAAUAUUACAUCAAUGAGGAUUGUGACCAGCAAUCAUCACUAGAUGGAUUUGAGAAAUUGCUAGCAGAGCUGGAGCAAAAAUUCGACGAGCUUCGUCUUCCUUUGCAGGAAUUCGUCACCGGGCAUUGGUACAGACGUGUCAAAGACUAUCUCCUCACACCACAGAACCGAGAUGAGCAGCAUAUCAGGGAUGCAAGAGACAUUGGGGUUGUACUGGAGUUUCAUGGCCUUUUUGUGCCUGAUUGGAUUGAGAAUUGGAUUGCACCGAAAGUGGAGGAAGUGAAUGAUUCGAAGGACGAGAAUCAUACUAUAUAAUGGAGUACGAGCAAUUUCUCAUCACUGAGAAGUAUCGAACGAUUUGUUUCAAGUCUCGUCAUCUAGAACUUACUCUUCAAAGGAACAACUAGUGUGUGUUUUACUAGAAGA
Molecule: messenger RNA, 692 nt
Organism: Penicilliopsis zonata CBS 506.65
Lineage: Eukaryota; Fungi; Ascomycota; Eurotiomycetes; Eurotiales; Aspergillaceae
Exons: 1
Coding region: 111-581 (156 amino acids)
Source: RefSeq, a predicted model, not a curated record